Messenger RNA from Cutaneotrichosporon oleaginosum, 1966 nucleotides. RefSeq lists its product as uncharacterized. NCBI's taxonomy places the organism in Eukaryota, Fungi, Basidiomycota, Tremellomycetes, Trichosporonales, Trichosporonaceae. The record is from RefSeq and is a predicted model, not a curated record. Gene Ontology annotation, cellular component: endoplasmic reticulum. Gene Ontology annotation, molecular function: dol-P-Man:Man(5)GlcNAc(2)-PP-Dol alpha-1,3-mannosyltransferase activity.
CUUCUCCUCUCCUCUUCUGUAUCUUGUUUCCUCACGCUCGUUCACGAUGCCGCCAACAAGACGACUAGCAGCGAAGCAGUCGCAAAAUCAGCAGCAGCCUGCUGCUGUCUCUGAUACGGCACCCGCUCCCGCGCCCCCGCCCGCGCCCGCGCCCUCCUCCUCCUCUUCCUCUACCCUCACGCCCUCCUCUUCUGCCCUCUCCACUCUCCUCUCCCUCCCCGUCCGUGCCCUCCGCGACCCCGUCGGCACAACAAAAUCUCUCCUCUUCGACCGCUCGCACUUUUGGCCUCUCGCAUUCCUCCUCACGGCCUUCAACCUCGUGCUCGGCACGGCAAUCAUCCUCCGUGUGCCCUACACCAAGAUCGACUGGCCCGCGUACAUGCAACAGGUGGACAUGUUUCUUGCGGGAGAACGUGACUACAGCAAGAUCGAGGGCGAGACCGGGCCACUCGUCUACCCCGCUCUCCACCUCUACAUUUACACUGCGCUCCAUCAGCUCCUCCCCGUGCCGCGCGAGCGUGCGGCUCAGUGGAUCUGGCUUGCCGUAGAGCAGGCCACUCUUCUACUGGCCGCGGCAGUGUACUACCUCGCCGGCCGAGACCGACAUAUACCGCAAUGGCUCCUGUUCCCUCUGGUGCUCUCGAAGCGGUCCCACUCGAUCUACCUUCUCCGCCUGUUCAACGACCCGCUUGCAAUGCUGCCACUCUACGCCGCCGUCGUCGCUCUUCAGCUCGAGUACUGGAAGAUCGGCAGCUUUUUGUUCUCCCUCGCCCUCGGAGUGAAGAUGAACAUCCUUCUCUUCCUUCCCGGCCUUCUCGUUGUGCUCUUCCAGUCCCGAGGUGCUGUGGGCACUCUGGACAGCCUGAUCAUAAUCGGCUUCGUGCAGCUCGGUCUUGGCGGAUACUCAUUUUUCGAGACGCCCGCCCAACUCCGCGUCUACUUCGCCAGCGCGUUCGACUUCUCCCGCUCCUUCCUCUAUCAGUGGACAGUGAACUGGCGCUUCGUGCCCGAGCACAUCUUCCUCUCCCGGGCGUUCGGUCGUGCCCUUCUUGGCUGCCACGCCGCCCUGCUGAUUCUUUUCGGUCUCUAUCGCUGGUGUCCCGUACCAGGCGGCACGCGCGCCGUCCUCACGAACGGCCUCCACACCCUCCGCGGAAUGUUCAAGCCCGCCGUACCCCCUGGCCAGCUGUCGUCCUCGCAUCUCCCUCUCGUUCUCUUCUCCUCCAAUCUCAUCGGUAUGGCCUGCGCCCGAUCCCUCCACUACCAGUUCCACACGUGGUACUUCCACCAGCUCCCGUUUCUGCUGUACUUUGGCGGCGGCUGGGGCCAGUGGGGUCUCAUCCUCGGCAUCCCCGCCAUGCUCGAAAAGGCAUGGGACACGUACCCCGCCACGCCGCGCUCUAGCGCGCUCAUGUUCAUCGCGCACGCCGCCAUGAUUGCCGGGCUGUGGGUCAUGGGGCCGCGGCCCCCACCACGCGCAAGGAUCGAGUAGGGUAGAAGCUUUGGCAUUGCGUGUUCCAUGACCAGAUUGAGACAUAUUUGCUCGGGAGAUGCCCAACCUUGACGAUAAGCUCGGCCCGACACAGUUUUGCCCGCAAGCCUCAGUGAACCCAACUGUAACCCAAAUCUAAUCGUUCCCAUGUCGGAUGCCGCAUAUAAUGCUGAACAGUUGCGUACUGCUCACAAUCUUCUCACAAGAUGAAACUCCUCCCACUCAUCCUUCUCUUCACUCUGGCUACUGCGGCGCCGACCCCAAGCGACUCCCGCAGCCGCGGCUGCCGACUGUGGACAGCCGAGUCCUGCCACUGGGUGUGCUUCGCCUACGGCGGCGGCGCGCUGCGCCCCUGCAACACCGGCGUCGAGUGCAUCUGCCACAGCGCCGAGCGGAUCUGUAAGCCCUGCGCCUCCAGUGCUGACAGAAGGGAAAGCUCGCACCUGACGCAUAGCCCAUACUCAUGCAUGCAUU